Molecule: messenger RNA, 548 nt
Organism: Schistosoma mattheei
Lineage: Eukaryota; Metazoa; Platyhelminthes; Trematoda; Strigeidida; Schistosomatidae
Source: the annotation of a GenBank genome assembly
AUGGAAUUUUCAAAACAAAGUCCUAACAACGAGGAAAAGUUGAAUUCAUAUAUUAUAAAGCCACAAUUUGAUCAGAAAUUCCGCCCCUGGGCAGUAAGAAACAUCAUUUCUCAGUUACUAAAGGAACGGCUGGAAAGGGAAGUAUACUCUCCUGAGAACACUCAUGAAAAGUGCAUUUCCCUGGCUGAUGAAAUCAAACGCUUAUUAAAGAAAAGUCUAUCUUUGCGACGUUAUAGAUACUUGGUUCAAGUCAUCAUUGGCGAAAAGAAAGGUCAAGGAGUGAAAAUGGCACGCCGCUGCUAUUGGGACUCUGAUACUGAUAACUGUGCAGAUGCUUCAUUUGAACAGAAUCCCUGGAAGCAGGGAGACAAGAGGAUCGAACAUUAAACAAUGGGAACAGGAUGCAAUUUGUAUGAACAUGCAAGAACAACGAAGUCUGAGUCAUUAUGAGACAAUUGAUGAACAUUUGCAACUUACGUAUUUACUAUUUGACUGUUAGAUUUUAUUAACAAGUCCUAUGAUUUCAUGUUAAAUACAUUCGAUUGUUC